AUGUCUCCCUCCCUGUCUGCCUGCUUCUGUCUUGGGCUGUGUCUGGGGCGCGUGAUACAAGCUCAGCUGGGCCUGCUCCCCAAGCCCUCCCUCCAGGCCCAGCCCACCUCCCUUGUGCCCUGGAAAACGCAGGUCACCCUCCGUUGCCAGGGGCCCCCCGGUGUGGACCUCUACCGCCUGGAGAAUCUGAGGUCCGGGAGGUACGAGAACAAGGCGGUCAAGGUCAUCCAGGAAAUGACACCGGAUUUAGCCGGACCGUACCGCUGCUCCUACCAGAACGGAAGCCGCUGGUCUUCCCCCAGCGAGCAGCUGAAGCUGGUUGUUACGGGAGUCUAUGAGAAGCCCACGCUCACGGCCCAGCCCAGCCCGGCGGUGUCCCCAGGAGGGGAUGUGACUCUGCAUUGUCACAGCACGUUUGGUUUUGACUGCUAUGCUCUGUACAAGACGGGGGACAAGGGGCCAAACAAGGGAACGGACAGGUGGUACCAGGCCGACUUCCCCAUCACCACGGUGACAGCUGCUCACAGCGGGACCUACCAUUGCUACAGCUUUUCCAGCCAAGAACCGUACAUGUGGUCGGCCCCCAGCGACCCCCUGGAGCUCGUGGUCACAGGGACCACCGUGACACUCAGCAGGGUACCCGCAGGAGCACCUUCCGCUGUAACAGAGCCUUCUAGGAAUAAUAUCACCAUCUUUACAGAAAGGCCAAUCUCUCCAACUGGUAUCCUGGGUAACCUGGUCCGAAUAUGCUUUGGGGUUGUGAUUCUCAUCUUCCUGGUGGGGAUCCUGGCAGAAGAUUGGUACAGCCGAAAGAAAUCCCUGCAAUACCUGGACCGAGCAGUCCACAGGCCACUGCCACCUCUCCCUCAGACUCAGAAAUGACACAGUUAGCAGGAUUGGGGUCGACCAGAUGGCC
Molecule: messenger RNA, 916 nt
Organism: Pteronotus mesoamericanus
Lineage: Eukaryota; Metazoa; Chordata; Mammalia; Chiroptera; Mormoopidae
Gene: GP6
Product: glycoprotein VI platelet
Exons: 7
Coding region: 1-882 (293 amino acids)
Source: RefSeq, a predicted model, not a curated record